This is a messenger RNA of Myxocyprinus asiaticus (Chinese sucker), 5460 nucleotides long. RefSeq names its product ral guanine nucleotide dissociation stimulator-like. Gene Ontology annotation, biological process: Ras protein signal transduction; positive regulation of GTPase activity. Lineage: Eukaryota; Metazoa; Chordata; Actinopteri; Cypriniformes; Catostomidae. The coding region runs from base 261 to 2090 and encodes 609 amino acids. Gene Ontology annotation, molecular function: guanyl-nucleotide exchange factor activity. Gene Ontology annotation, cellular component: plasma membrane. The record is from RefSeq and is a predicted model, not a curated record. The transcript has 14 exons.
CAAAGGACGGAUAUUUUACCAUGAAGUGUAUUCAUUGCAGCAUCAUUGUCGCUUUUCGAAUAGUGUAAAACUAACCUCAAAACGUCAGUUUUAUAUGCAGCUGUAAGAGAUGUUUAAUGCAAUAUACUGAAACCACAAGAUUGUCUUUUUUCUUCUUCUUAUUUUUCCAAGCGAAAGCUUCUAUUCUUUACAUUUUUGUGGAACUUUUUGGAUGCUCGUGGUGAUGGAAAGGAUUAUAUCAUAAAAUCAUCCUCGUAGAAAUGGGAAAAUGGGAGCUGACCAUGGAGCCUGUUCAGGAGUGGGGUGAGGAGCAUGAAGAUGGGGUGGUUUUUGGGAUCACCCUGCGCAGAGAGCCCGUUCAACAGUCAGCCGAGCCCACGGAGGCUUUCGUACAGUACCGAACAUGUAAGAUACGCAGGGUAAAAGCGGCCACACUGGAAAAGCUGGUGUCUCACCUAUUGGAUCCCUGCUGUCAAGAGCAAGAUUACAGCAGGAUACUGCUGUCCACGUAUCGCACCUUCACGAGCACCAACAAACUCAUCGAAAUGCUCUUCCAGAGGAACAAUCUUGUCUCUGCACUUGACAGCAACAAGUACCAUAAAAGUUCUUUGUGGGCUUUGCUUCAGACAUGGUUGGAAGAGUACAGUGAAGAUUUCAGAGAUCCUCCCAUGCAUUCUUCACUACGCCUUAUGUGUUUACAGCUGAGAGGACAUCCCUCUCUUUUCACCGUGGCUAAACGCUAUGAAGCUCUCCUUAAGAAAUUCCAGACUGAAGCUAUUGUGGCAAGUCGAUCGGUUGAUAAUAUGGAAGAACCAGAUGUGGAUCAGGAGGGAAAGAGCUUUGAGUGGGAUUUCAUGGACUUCUCUGUCACAGGUGUUGCAGAACAGCUCACCCGAAUGGACGCUGAACUGUUUAUGAAGGUGGUUCCCUUCCAGUGUCUGGGCUGUGUUUGGUCUCAACGAGACAAAAAGGAGAACCUCUCACCCACUAUUUGGGCCACCAUUUCGCAAUUCAACACGAUCACCAACCAGGUCAUCACCUCUCUGCUUUGCCCCUCGUCUGACCUAUUCCCGUCCUCCUGCCCCACCUCUACAACCACACAAAGAGCCAGAGUGAUUGAAAAAUGGAUACGAGUAGCACAGGGAUGCAGAGAGCUAAAGAACUUUUCCUCUCUUAGGGCUAUUUUGUCAGCCCUUCAAUCUAACCCCAUCUACAGACUAAGGAAGACCUGGGCGGCUGUGAGCAGAGAGGCGAUGUCUAUCUUUGAAAACUUGUGUGAAACUUUCCCAGAUGAGAACUGUGUUCUGACCAGCAGAGAAAACAUUGUGGAUAGCACAGCUGGUGGGACAGUUCCAUACUUAGGGACAUACCUAACAGUACUGACCAUGCUGGACACUGCCUUACCUGACACUGUGGAGGGUGGCCUCAUUAAUUUUGAAAAGAGGAGAAGGGAGUAUGAGAUUUUAAGGCAAAUUCGUCAGCUGCAGUCUUCAUGUUCUAAGUAUGUUUUACCUCAUCAUCCUCACAUUGCUGUCCGGCUCCAGAAUCAGAAACUGCUCUCAGAUCAGGAGAGCUAUGAACUUUCCAGACAGCUGGAAUCUCCUCACGACACAUCUCCAUCAUCCACCAGUGGCUGGAGUCACCGUACUCUCACCAAAAAGCUCUCGUCACUGUUGUCGGGAAACGAGGGUUCCAGGAAGAACGCAGAUCAGAUCAGUGUGUCGUCAUCUGGAUCCAGCAGCUCUGAGAUGGAAGAAAUUUCUGCUUCUCAAUCAUUGUCCAUUUUAACACCGUUCAGCCGGUUCCUGCCUCCUCCUUGCCCAUCCUUAAACCGUUACAUUGGUGCUGAAACCCGGGAGGGAGGAGGGAUGCGCUGUUACGGAGUCCUCGCUGCUGCCAUCUGCCAGGGGAGCAGCCGCGGGCAUCUGCCUGGGGACGGAGGGGUCGCUGCCGGCCACCAAGAGCUGGAGGAACCGCUGCCAUCUGCCGAAGAAUGGGAGGAGCGGUUCUAUCCGCCAGGGGCCGGAGGACUCGAUGCCGUCCGCCAGAGGGCGGAGGAGCGGUUGAGGACCCAGCGACAGCAUGUCUGAGAGCCGGCAAGCAAGUUCAUCUCUCUCUCUCUCUGUGUGUCUUCGCUCACCCUUUCCUUCUCCCCACGCCUCCCCUCGUCUCUUCCCCAGGUUCACAGGAGGCGGUGUGGACCACCGGCUGACAGAAUGGCCAGAAGGGCAGCGUCUCCCCUCCAGAGAUGGGGGGGGGAAGAAGGUCAGUCCGGUGGCACCCCGGCCUGAAUCAUGCAGGGAGGAGUGUGACGGGGAGGAGGGCUUGGCCAGGCCGUGAGACUGCACGGCCGGUGCUGAUUCAGCUGAUCAGUGGGAGAGUGAGAUAAAGGGGAGCCGGAGACUUCAGUUCGAGAGAGAGAGAGAGAGAUGCACGUGGCUGCGUUGCAUGUGUGUCUGUGUAUGAUUAUGUUUGUUUUUUAGUUAAGUUUGACAUUAAAUCUUUAUGUUUACUUUUCAGCCAGUUCCUGCCUCCUCCUUUCCCAUCCUUGGACCGUUACAUUCACAUUGCAAAUGCUUUUAUCCAAUUUGGCUUACAUUGUGUCCUAAUCAAGCAUGAUGCAGUAAUAUUCCAGUGACAAGCAAUUUGUCUGUCCACCCUGGACGUGAAACCAGAGACAUUAUAAGACGGGGCACUCGUAUAGUCACUUAUAAACGGAAGAAAAUGAAUGGAAGUCCUGUCAGGUUUCUUGAGAAUGUGAAAAAUAGCUUUUUUCUUGCGAGAUUUGAACUAAAGAAGCACAAUUUAUGAUACGAUUGUUGACAAAUUUUAAGUUAUAUGCUCAUAAUUUUGACCAACCAUAUAAGAGGUUUUGUUUUUACACAUUAAACAAGACAGGAGCUGUACUUGUGUCCAAAGCUGCCCGGAACACUACAAAUAUGGCAGACGGGUAACCUAAUUUGACUUAAAGCAAAGUCAAGAUUAUGAUCAAAGAACAUAUUUAAAAUCAGCAGUAAAAUCUGACAACACUGGUAACAUAAAUUGUGCUUCUUUACCUCAGAUCACGCAAAAAAAGCUAUUAUUCAAGCUGGUUCAGCUAAUGCACAUGCACGCUCUUGAGUUCACUGACAGGUGAUGUCUGUAUCUAAAAGGUGAUUGGCUCUUUUACCUGUAAGGCGAUACUUCCUGUUCUACAUAAUUUGGGGGAUGGGCGUAACAUUUCUCCCAUUCAUUUUAAUAACAGUGGAUCGUCUUGGGCUAAACAGUCUCUGCUUAAAGGGACUUUGCGUGAAACUGCUGUGUGAUGUGGCGCAAUCUCAGCCAAACAAAAUGUUUUAUGUUUAAUGUACAAUUAGGAGUGGGAUUUUUGGCCCAAUGAGAUUUCACGGUGGGCGUACUUAUCCAGUGCAACGCUGCAGAAAUGGAAACAGAAUAAUCGACAAAAUGUUUGGUUAUCAGUUCAUGUGUUUUUUAUGUCUCAAGAUCAUUAUGAUAUUUUUUAUCACUGUCUAUCAAUGCUCACCUUUAACAAGCUAAAGGUCUUUUACAUACAGUAUAAUACCCUCCAGAUGACAGAACGCCUGUCCUUGACUUUAAUAACGAUAAGCGUUUAUGUCGCUGACGUUACUCAAGCACAGAGUUAGAUUAGCUGUCUUUGUGUUAGGAGUCACAGCCCCUGUAACUCUGCUCAGUGUUCAUGGACGUACAGAUGUCAGCACUCGAAUAUUUCAGAUUCUUAGGAAUUUUCCUCCUAAUCACUGUCAUCAGAUAGCUUGCUGUUGCUGUGACCACAAAUUCAAUAAGCACCAAGGCAGUCACAAGGAGAAUCACACAGAAGACUAGGAAUGGCGUUUAGAUGUUUAUUUCAUUACAGGUGCAAAAUGUGCAAAUAAAUAAGUGUUUAAAAGCAAACAUAAAACCUUAAGAUUACAUAAAAAAAAAAACUGUCUAAAAGCUAGGCUUGUUUUUGGUACUAAGAGCAGUACCUACUCCACUCCCUAGACAAUGGAAGCCGGAGGAUAUUGUGCUCAAGCAGUGCCAGCAACCUUGUCCAUGUGCUCCAAACACCUCCUAGUUACACUUGGCUUAAAUACAGCAUUUUCCUGCCUUUGCCAAUUGGAACAAUCCAUUAUUAUAAAUAAAAUUACCCCUCACCUCCCCAUUCUUAAAUACAACAUCAUUAAAUAAAUACAAGAGAUAAGAACAAGAGAUAAAUGAGAGUUAAAAAUAAAACGGUAACAAUUUACAAUAAGGUUCCAUUCGUUAACAUUAGUUAAUGCAAUAGUUAUCAUUAUGAACAAACAGCAUUUAUUAAUCUUAGUUAAUGUUAGUUAAUAAAAAUUGUUCAGUGUUAGUUCAGAGUGCAUUAACUAAUGAUAACUAAUACAACUUUUGAUUUUAAAAUGUGUUUUAAUUGACAUUAACUAAGAUUAAUAAAUGCAUAGUUCAUUGUUAGUUCAUGUUAACUAAUGUUGUUAACUAAUGUUAACUAAUGGAACCUUAUUGUAAAGUGUUACCAACGAAAUCAAUAACUAGGACAGAUAAAAACAUAUGCACAAUAAAACCCCAAUAAAUACUGAAAAGUUGAGUAAGAUAAUAAAUAAGUCCAUUGAACACUUUAAAAUCCUGCGAUGGAGACCAAUUUGCAGGCUCUCCAUCACAGUCAACAAAAAUCAUGGGACCUUAAAGGUGCACUCAGUCGUUUUUUUCCUCAUUAAAUUUUUUUUUACUUCUAAAGAAAUGAGUAGUAUUUUUGAAACAUAUGUAUAAAAUCAUGACCACUCACGUGAGAUGAAGAAUUCAGUCAUAUCAGUAACUUUAUGAAAGCUGUUUUAUUCUACAUGGAGCAGGGGUGCUCUCAUGGGGGCAGCCAUGUUAGCAUCACAUGACCAGCUGAAUAUUACUCACUUUAUCUCAGUAACUGCCCUGUUGGACACUUUCUUUCAUGGAUUAAAUUAAUUCUGGUUUACUGUGCAUAGUGAAUUUCUACAAUGGUACUGGUAACUGAAAACAACUGUGUUUGAAUGAUGCAGCAUCCAGGCCGCUAGGUGUCAGUGUAAGCCGUACUUCGACGUACUUCACAAAAUGACUGAGUGCAACUUUAAAUGAAACAGCAUAUGAAUAGGUUGAUUAAAUGUUUACAUAUUAAGCUCAUUACACAGCUCUGUACUUCACUUUGAAUGGUUUGCCACUUGAUGUCAGAUUAUAUUUAACAAGUUGAGAACCACUCCUAUAUGCUGUCUUUUGAUUCAUCAGUGUGUUUUCUGCUGGAAAUGGCUCUAAAAAAAGGUGGCAUUCUCUUUUCACAUCUUUCUAGUCUUUGACCAGCUGUGGCCAGUACAUGGCUGAGGCUUUUCCCUCCUCGUCUUCUCCUGACUCCUCCACCAUGUCCAGUUCUUCUUCCGGUUCGCAGCAGGAAAUAAGCAGAAAUCCAUCUUCCUCCUCAGCGUCACCUGACCC